Xiphophorus hellerii (green swordtail) is the source of this 3084-nucleotide messenger RNA. Its product is annotated as interleukin-1 receptor type 2. The record is from RefSeq and is a predicted model, not a curated record. The transcript is spliced from 9 exons. Bases 1183 to 2445 code for a protein of 420 amino acids. Gene Ontology annotation, molecular function: interleukin-1 receptor activity. Lineage: Eukaryota; Metazoa; Chordata; Actinopteri; Cyprinodontiformes; Poeciliidae.
CAAGGUAUUAGAAACAAACGCGCACACACACACCGCUUUACCGUGUGUUCAGUGAUACAUCAACGUCAUAUGACAAGGAUAUUCUGUGUUGCUGUCUGAUGUUUUUAUCACUGUUUUCCUGUUUCAUAAUCUUAGUGCUCAGCUUUCAAUGUUGUCAAUUUUAAGGACUAGUGUUUCAGCUGCUUUCUGCGCAGUCCUCUGAGCUUGCCUUUCAUCAUGAGCGUCUCUGUAAAGACAUUUCGGAUGAAAAAAAAAAUUAUUUGAAAGCUGGUGUACAUGAAAAUAAGCAGCGACCUUGAAAGACUGGCCGCAUGGCUCACUGGGGGUGUGACUGACAAAAAUCACAGGCAAUGUCACUUGAUUCUAAUCUGUGCAUUUUGCAAUCAAUAUUUACGAUCACAUUAAAAUAGAAAUAUAUGAGGCAGUGUGGUCCAUAUUUAUACAUAUUUCUCUUAUGUCUAAAACUCUCCGUGUAUGUAUGAGCACAUAUUUCAGUAGUUUUUUUUCAUGUGAUUCUUUAGCUUCUGAUAUUUUAAAAAAGUCCGUCUAAAUCCUCCACCUGUCUAAACAAAUUGAAAUUAUUUUUAAAACAAAUUAAAAUAAAAAAAUUUAAUUAAAUUAAAACAAAAGUAGGCGUAUAUUUAUGAAUUUAAACAUAUGGACUUCCGUCAAGAUCAAAAUCUUUAGAUUACAAAAAAAAAAAACAAUAAAAAAUGGGCUAAAUUAUCUAGAUCAAGUUUGAAAUAAAGUUAUUUAAGCAAAGACAAGCUUGUUUUUCUCAAUAAAUGUGUGUUUUUUUUUUUGAUCUGUCAUUUCUGCUAAAUUUGGGCAACCUUUGAUACAGUCACUCUGUCAUUGACAUGACUAAUCAUGUGUGGUGGUAUUGGUAAAGUCCUGUGGUUAAAUACAAGUGUGGGAGGGCCAAUAAUAUAAUGGUAAUAGUCCUGUGACGUCACAGUUUGCUGCUCAUAAAAAGAGCUGAAAUAAAUCCAUCUGUCAGAAAUCCUAGGCGUUCCGAGGGGAGAACACGGGGUAAUGGUCCAGCGUCCGGAGCUCUUAAACGUGCUUUAGCUUUAUGUUACGGACUAGAGCAUUUGACCGAAUCCUUGGACCCAAACAGGAGCUCGCCUCGCCUUGUGGAUCUCUUAGUUCAGAUCUUUGCUUUUCCUGCAGAUUGCCACCAUGGACCACUUUGUGCUGACGUGUGCCAUGAUGAUCAUUGCCGCAGGUGUUCAUGGGAAACGUUGGCUGCCAUCUCUGCCAGUGGAAAACGGCUGCUACCAGGUGUCUCCAGAGGUGGAGGUUUUCCGAGUAGAGGGCGAGGCCGUGAUCCUCUACUUCCCGAUCUUCAUGCGGUCCCUCAAACUCCGUGACAUCGCCCCGGCACCUGCCCAAUACGUCAUCAGCAGGACAGACGGAACGGAGCAAACGGCGUACGAGGACGAGGGCCGGGUCCAGCAGCACGGCGGAGAGCUGUGGCUCCUCCCGGCUCGGCCUUCGGAUUCUGGGGAAUACACCUGCACUUACAGGAAUGAAACAUACUGCGUCACGGGGAGCAUCACGCUGCACGUGUACGAGUCCUAUUCUGCCGACAUAAAGACUCUCUCCUACGGGUGGUCGGCCACGGUUGGUGAGAAAGUGGAAUUUUACUGUCCGGCUCUGGACCGCUUCAACAAGACAGGCAGACCAAUAGAGUGGCACAGGGACUUUAACUCCGCUCCCCUUCAGCCGGGCAGAGCUACCCUGACGAUCCCUGCUGUAAAACGCUCCCACGCUGGAGUCUACACCUGCCGGCUGACGGUGCUCAUCAACAACCUGCAGUACAAAGUCAGCAGAGCCUACCUGCUCCACGUCGAAGGUUCAGACCCUGCAGUUACUACCUCCAUGCCUGUCGUCACCACGCCGUCAGGUCCGGGUCAGCCCAGCAGCAGCACCCUCAGUACCGCCAGCCUCGUGAAACCGCCAGUGAUUGCCUCACCAAUCAAUGGAACCGUCUUUGAAAGCUCUCACGGUUCAGGACUGGAGCUGUUCUGUCAGGUGGUCACUGAAUGCCAACUGGCAGACUCCACUGUGGUCACAUGGCUGGUAAACGACCAAUCAGUGGAGUCAUCCUACCUCGACAGGCGGGCUCUGCAGGGAGAAAGAAGGGUAACCCGGGUCUCUGAAAGGUGUCAGAUUGAAGUGAGGUUCGUUAUCUCGACUAUAACUGAAGAAGAUGAGAAGACGGAGAUGAAGUGUGUCACUCAGAACACAGGCGGGAAACAGGAAGUUGUCACAAUGCUUCGUCUGGAAGAUACUACCUUCACAUGGCUGGUGGUAGGCGUGGUGACAGCGGCCUGCUUCCUCACGGUGGUCUGCGUCUUCCUUUACGUCCUCUUCAAGCCAGAGACUAAGAAGAAAAUGGAUUACAUUCUCGCUCGCCAGAGCAGCACCUUUUCAGUUUAGCUUUUGUUUCACACGCUCCCUCCGUCAAAACAAAAACGCUCCUCUAAACAAUAUUUGGGUGAACUAUGUAGAAAUGUGACUUCCAUCACGUUGUACUUGGAGUGUAAGUGGCACUCACACCAAGUCUUUUUAUUCAUGAAUGUAUCAGCCACUGGACAGGAAGAAGGAAGAUGUUACGGUGAUAAACGUUUCAUCAGCACCAGUAAUUGAUUUAAUGACGAGAUUGUUUGCUGUGGUUUUGCACUUCUGUGAUUUAAACCGGUACUACUCCCUUUUAUAUAAACCUCCAUCAGUUUAAUUCACUUUUUUUUUUCUUUUGUUAAGUAAAAUGAAGUGACUACCUCAGUUACCAGAUGUUACACAUAUGUAUUUUUUUUCUGCUCAUUUGCUGUAGUGUGCUUUGAGUAUAAUGGAUAUAUCAGUAUGUUAUUUCCAAAAUGCUGCAAAUGUUCUCAGGGAGAAAUUGAAUAUUAAAGAAAACAUAUAAUCUUUUGAUUAUUUUUGUUUAUGUCAUAAACAUUUAAAGGACAGAAAUAACGCAACUUUUAACAUGUUGUUUUAUUGUUAUUGAAUGUAAUACUCCUGCUGUUGUAUCUUACAUACAAAACAACCCAAUGUAUUAAAUGACUCCUACGUGAA